This is a messenger RNA of Komagataella phaffii GS115, 2076 nucleotides long. Its product is annotated as Protein kinase that forms a complex with Mad1p and Bub3p. Gene Ontology annotation, molecular function: protein kinase activity; ATP binding. The transcript has a single exon. The record is from RefSeq and is a predicted model, not a curated record. Gene Ontology annotation, biological process: mitotic spindle assembly checkpoint signaling; meiotic sister chromatid cohesion, centromeric; protein phosphorylation. Bases 1 to 2076 code for a protein of 691 amino acids. Lineage: Eukaryota; Fungi; Ascomycota; Pichiomycetes; Pichiales; Pichiaceae.
AUGAGUCAAGAUGGUGUCACAGCCAGUCUUCCUGGUUGGUUCAGAGACCAGAUAUCGAUGAUCGAUGAAUUAGACGACCCAUUAGAACCAUACAUCAACUAUUUGAAAGAAUGUGAGAACUCCAAUGUUCUCAUUCAAUUGCUUGAGGACGUUACCCGUAAGUUUAAGGAUGACCAACUCUAUAGCAACGACAUCAGAUAUCUUAAACUGUGGUUACACUAUAUCAAGUUCUCAAAUUCACCAAGAAAGAUAUUUUUGUACCUACAUAAAAAGCAGAUUGGAAGCAAACUUACCCUCUUCUAUGAGAGCUUUGCAAGAUAUCUAGAAUCAGAAGGAGAAAUUAUACACGCUGAUGAAUUGUACCAGAUGGCUAUUUCAAACAACUCCAAACCUAUAAAUAGGUUGUUGAAAAGCUACACAUUGUUCAAGAACCGGCAUCAACAACUGAACGAAAGAUCGCAUCUUUUCUCUGAACCCACUCAAACCGCACAUAUAUUUGUCAAGAACCCAAAUUUGGAAUAUCCUGUACGAAAACUAAUAACAAAUAAAAAUAAGAAAGACGAGCUGUUUGAUUUCAAUUUGGACUUGAUCUACAGAGACAAUGAAGAGUUUUGUUUUGAAGAAAUUCUAGCCAUCUCCUACAACUUGUACGACUAUACAGAGAAUAAUCCACAGAAAAAUAAAGAGAAUCAAAAUCCAGCUUUUCUCCAACAGAAACUACAAGACAACCCAGAAUUACCACUAGAGCCAUCAGAGAUCCGACAAGUUAGACAUGAUAUUUUGCACAAUAAAACCCUCAUUAAACCGAUAGCUAUAUCGAGUUCACCAGAACAAAGCCCAGCAAGCUCUCCAUUUGUGGAAAAUGUCGAUUCCAGUAUGGAAGACCAAGAGCCUUUGACACAGCCACUUAUAGAAAAGAUCACAUUAAACCCAAUGAGCCCCGAUUUUCAUUCAGAGCUACUAAAGAAAUUAAACCCCCCAUUGUCACACUACUCACGGAUAUCAGUAUACCCUAAACCUCUCAAUAAACUAUCCGUAUUAACGUCAAUAUUCAGAGCUGACAAAAAUAGAAUGGUUUUGGGUAACAAGAACACAAUGUUUCAGUUUGGAGAGAAAAUGUACUGUAUCACCAAACUGCUUGGAGAAGGUGGGUAUGCUACCGUGUUUUUAGCUGAGAGUGAUCUUGGGGAACUGGUUGCCAUUAAGGUACAAAAUCCCGUAAGCUUAUGGGAGUUUUACGUAUUUAAAACUAUAGAGAAUCGGCUAGCAAGCUUAAAUCCAAAUGACAAGUUAGUCAAAUCAUUUGUGCUUUGUCAGAGCUUCCAGGUGUACCAGGAUGAAACCUAUUUGAUAAUGGAUUAUCUUAAUCAAGAUACUUUACUGGAAGUUAUCAAUGUCUAUCGAAGUUUGGGUAAAUCUGGGGUUGAUGAACAGUUAGUGCUAUUCUUAACUAUAGAACUGCUAACGUGUAUAGAGUUCCUUCAUGACAUUGGAAUAAUUCAUGGAGAUUUGAAACCAGACAAUUGCAUGGUUAGAUUUGAAAAAAUUGCUGACUCAAAGUGGAGUGAAUUUUACGACGCAACAGGAAACAAUGGCUGGUGUAAAAAGGGCAUAACAUUAAUCGAUUUUGGAAGAUCAAUUGAUAUGACACUAUUUCCGAACAAAGGGGAAAAUGUUAACUUUUUAUGUAACUGGAAAGUAGAUGAACAAGAUUGCCCUGAGAUGCGAAACGGAGAACCAUGGACCUAUCAAGCGGAUUACUUUGGUUUGGCAUCAAUCGUUCAUUUUCUACUUUUCGGUAAGUCAAUCACACUUCGUAAGGAUGAGAAUGGAAACUACCGGAUUAACGAGUCGUUCAAACGAUAUUGGCAGGUUGAUCUUUGGAAUGAAUUCUUUUUUGACUUGCUCAACUCGACAAAAGUUGGUACGAGAGUCCUUCCCAAUAAUGACAUUCUCUCCAAAAAUAAGAUCAAAUUGUGUCAUUGGUUGACCCAUCACUCUCAAGGAUUGAAGAAAUCAAUCAGUGACUUGGAACUUAUAUACAGAGAAAGGUCUAAGAAGGUUUUUAAAAGAUGA